This is a messenger RNA of Cryptomeria japonica (Japanese cedar), 1683 nucleotides long. RefSeq names its product UPF0481 protein At3g47200-like. Bases 1 to 1683 code for a protein of 560 amino acids. The transcript has a single exon. The record is from RefSeq and is a predicted model, not a curated record. Lineage: Eukaryota; Viridiplantae; Streptophyta; Pinopsida; Cupressales; Cupressaceae.
AUGGCUAUUGUAGAAAUAGGAGAGUGCAGCAGUAGCAGCUGUGUAAUUAAAGUGGGGUAUGGACUCAAAAUGAAUGAAGAGGAUAUACCCGAUUUAAGCUCGGCUCGUAUCUUCCGCGUGCCAAGGCCACUACGAGACUCACACAACAGUUUGUACAGUCCACAGCUUGUUUCCAUUGGUCCUUUUCACUAUAGGAAGAACCAGCUGAAAGAGAUGGAGAUGUCCAAAUCUGAGGCAGUUCGAAGGAUGCAAAAGAGGAUUCAGCUGAAAGACCCACGGGCUUCUAUCGAGUCAAUUGUUAAACAAAGAAUAGAGGCCAAGGACAGGGAGAUUAGGGAGUUCUACGGUGAGCAUAUUCCCUGGGGUUCUGAAGAAUUGGCGUGGAUGGUCACUAGGGAUGGUUGUUUCAUUUUUGAAUUUCUUGUUAAUUAUAUCCAUAGAAUUAGCGGAUCUGAGGAUAUGUAUAAGGAGGAAGUGUCUAAAUUUUCGUGGAAAUACAAUUUAGUUUUUGAUUUUAAUUUCGUAAGUCCAAUGAGCGAAAGAAUAAUGGAUGAUAUACUUUUAUUUGAAAAUCAAAUACCUCUUUGCAUUUUGAAGGAAAUUCUUCAUAUCAAGAUGGGUUCUACGGAAGGGGCCAAUAAGACGUUCGACUUCUUAAUGCUCUUUCUGCUCACAAGCACGACUAGUCAUAAGAUUUUUAUGUGGUAUGUGACUUAUUCUUUUAACAGCUCUUCUCAUUUCCUUGAAGUACUCUACCACGGUAUUGUGGGCUUUAAUGUUAGAUCCUACGGGAAUACUGAAGCAAAGGCAUUGCCCGGCAAUCGAAUGCAAUUGUUGUUUAAGAAGCUGUCCUUGACUGGGAAUCGCGUGCAGUUGUGCUUUAAGAAGCUGUCUUUGCCUGGGAAUCGCAUGCAGUUGUGCUUUAAGAAGCUGUCUUUGCCUGGGAAUCGCAUGCAGUUGUGCUUUAAGAAGCUGUCGUUGCCUGGCAAUUGCAUUCAGCUGUGGUUUAAGAAUGGCGUUGAUUUGAUAAAGGCCAUUUGUGGACGUUGGUGUAAACUCUCCUCAAACGAGAAUCCUGACGAACCGAUCGCUUUUGUGAAGCUGCCAUCAGCAGUAGAACUCACCCGCGUAGGAGUGAAGAUCAGCCCAGUGUUAUUUAAAGCAGCAAGAGCAUUUGAACCAAUAUGUUCAGCCAUUCGAUGGAUAAGAUUUGAUGAGAAAACAUCAACGCUUUACUUACCACAAAUCAGAAUAACGCCAGACUCAGAUUUAAUAAUGAGAAGCAUUGUAGCAAUGGAAGUGAGCAUCAAAGACAGGUACGACCCUAUGCCAAUGACUAUGUUUUGCAAAUUUAUAGAUGAGCUGAUAGACAACGAAGAAGAUGUUGCCGUGCUAAGGAAGGCAGAUGUAAUUAAGAACUUCCUUGGAAGCAACCAUCAAGUGGCAUAUCUUUUCAACUCUUUACCUCAAGGGAUUCCAUAUCGUUCGAACUGCAAAGUAAUUGAUGAUGUCAGAAGGGGAUUGCAUAAGUAUACGAAAAGAAAGUAUAAGAUCUUGUGGAGUGAGUUCGUAAGUGCUUAUUUUUCAAAGCCAUGGCUGGUUGCAGGCUCCAUGGCUGCCACGUUGCUACUUCUGAUGACAGUGGCACAAGUGUUCUAUUUGUUUUUCACUUGCAAUCCCUAA